Messenger RNA from Hemiscyllium ocellatum (epaulette shark), 12362 nucleotides. Its product is annotated as hippocampus abundant transcript 1 protein-like. The transcript is spliced from 12 exons. Gene Ontology annotation, biological process: transmembrane transport. Gene Ontology annotation, cellular component: membrane. The record is from RefSeq and is a predicted model, not a curated record. Bases 129 to 1607 code for a protein of 492 amino acids. Lineage: Eukaryota; Metazoa; Chordata; Chondrichthyes; Orectolobiformes; Hemiscylliidae. Gene Ontology annotation, molecular function: transmembrane transporter activity.
CCGAGCUUGGUUGAGGUGCCGGCGGUGGUCUGCGGGAAAUGGCGGCCGGGGUGCUGGGUGGCCGUCAGCUCCGGCCGUUUCUAUGGCGAUGAGGCGGGUCGGGCCGGUUCAGGCCGCGUGAAGGAGACAUGACCCAGGGCAAGAAGAAGAAGCGGCUGAACCGCAGUGUCCUGCUGGCCAAGAAAAUCAUUAUCAAGGACGGAGGCACGCCUCAAGGGAUAGGUGAACCGAGUGUUUAUCAUGCCGUGAUCGUCAUCUUUUUAGAGUUCUUCGCUUGGGGAUUGCUGACAACUCCUAUGCUAACUGUUUUGCAUCAGACAUUUCCUCAGCACACCUUUCUAAUGAAUGGACUUAUUCAUGGGGUGAAGGGAAUACUAUCAUUUCUCAGCGCUCCUCUGAUUGGAGCGUUGUCAGACGUUUGGGGCAGGAAAUCCUUUCUCCUGCUAACUGUGUUCUUCACCUGUGCCCCAAUUCCUCUCAUGAGAAUAAGCCCCUGGUGGUAUUUUGCAGUGAUUUCUAUGUCUGGAGUAUUUGCAGUCACAUUUUCAGUGAUCUUCGCCUACGUAGCAGAUAUAACUCAGGAGCAUGAGAGGAGCACAGCUUAUGGACUUGUGUCUGCAACGUUUGCUGCUAGUCUUGUGACCAGUCCAGCCAUUGGAGCAUACUUGGCCAGGGCGUAUGGAGACAAUCUUGUGGUAGUUCUGGCCACUGCUAUUGCCUUGCUGGAUAUCUGUUUCAUACUUGUGGCUGUGCCAGAGUCUUUACCUGAGAAGAUGAGGCCUGCUUCCUGGGGUGCACCAAUUUCAUGGGAACAAGCAGACCCUUUUGCAUCUUUGAAGAAAGUGGGUCAGGAUUCAACAGUUCUGCUGAUCUGUAUCACAGUGUUUCUCUCGUACCUGCCUGAAGCAGGCCAGUAUUCCAGCUUCUUUCUUUAUCUCAGACAGGUAAUUGGAUUUUCUUCAGAGACUGUAGCUGCCUUUAUUGCAGUUGUGGGAAUCCUUUCCAUUUUAGCACAAACUGUAGUCCUUGGUAUUCUGAUGAGGUCCAUAGGGCAUAAGAAUACUAUACUUCUGGGUCUUGGCUUCCAGAUUCUUCAGCUAGCUUGGUAUGGCUUUGGGUCUCAGCCCUGGAUGAUGUGGGCCGCAGGAGCUGUGGCUGCCAUGUCCAGCAUCACCUUCCCAGCAGUCAGUGCUCUAGUUUCUAGGAAUGCCGAUCCAGAUCAGCAAGGAGUUGUGCAAGGAAUGAUCACUGGAAUCAGAGGAUUGUGUAAUGGCCUUGGUCCGGCACUGUAUGGAUUUGUAUUUUACCUUUUCCAUGUGGAAUUAAAUGAAAUGGGAGAUGUUGAUAACCCAGGCAAAGUUCCAAAAGGAAACAUGCAAAAUCCAACUGAUGAGAGUACGAUAAUCCCAGGACCUCCCUUUCUUUUUGGCGCCUGCUCAGUCUUGCUGUCGCUGCUAGUCGCCUUGUUCAUCCCGGAGCACAGUGGCCUCCCUCUGCGUUCUGGCAGCUGGAAGAAACAUAAUAACGGGUCACAAGGUCACCCCCACAGCCCACAGAGCACGGGUCCCGAUGGCAAGGAGCCUCUAUUACAAGACAGUUGUGUAUGAUGGCCAAGUGCUGCCCGCUCUCGGGUAGCUGGAAGUGGAGUUAGAGAUCAGGCACGGCUGCGAAGCCAAGGUUUUCAUUUUAGGAAUACUAACAUUCAUAUUUUUCUUUCUGAAUUUUUGGAAGUUUAAAAGUUUGUCUUGUUUUUUUUUUAAAUUUAAUAUGUUGAAAAACAAUUCCUAUCACCACUUUCUGGUCCACCUGAUUGGAGUCUUGAUGCUCUUGGGCUGCUAACAGCAGUUGGCACAACCUUGAAGUUCCUUAAUUACAGGAAGUCACUCUUCCCUGUUUUGCUGCCUUGUGCAAGACACCAGAAGUCAGUUGCAAUCAGUUCAUAAAUUACUGUGCUACUUCUGACCAAGUUUCGUUUUUAAAUUACAUUUGUGCUAACAUUUCCUGGAGAUGUGAGUAUCCCUAUGGAUGACUGCAAGCCAAAUAUACACACUGCUGGGGUUUGCCAAGGUCAUAACAUAAAUGAUCCACAAACAAAAAUGUGUAUUACAAAUGGUUCCUCUGGCAGGUUGCCUUAUUUGAAUCCUGGUGGUUUUAAAUUCAGCUUAUAGCUAGCUAGCUCAACACCUGCGAUUCUGGGAUCUAAAGGCAACGUAUUGCAGAUGUCUGAUUUUAUAAUGCAGGUUCACUCACAGCUGUGUACAAUGAAACCGGUCAUUCUAGUCUUGUGGCUAAGCAGCUAACUAUUUUCAAAACUGACAAAUUAGAAUGUGAGCUCCAGUCUUGAUCAUUCAUUCCUGUCCUAAAGUGGUCAUAGUGAGUUUUUCUCCUCCUCUACCUCCCAUCCUAAACCUUGACAUUUUAUUGAUGGGAAAUGGGGUCUUACUGCAAUAUGCCCUGUGCAGUUUUAUCUCUAUUGCAAAUAGGCUGCUAAAGGUGUUUACCACUUUCACCGAGAAUCUGGGGGCCAUGAGUACCCUACAAGAGCAAUUAUUUUAUUUGAACAGCACUUUUUUUUUUGUCUCAUAGGAAUUGGGAUAACUCUGCCACCAGAUGAUAGUCCUUUUUUGCUUUUUGGGGCGAGUCGGUUCAGUAAAGAACAGGAAAUGACUUGGAACAACAUUAAUUUCCUAGCCAAGUACAGCCUGCAUGUGGAGAGUCCCAGAAUUAGGUCAUAAGGGAAGGGAAAAUUGAACUCCAAGUCAUGAACUGCUCUCUGAUCAAGUCCUAUUCCUUAACCAUGGAAACUGUCUACCUGUCCAAAGUCAGCUGAAAGAAACCCUGUUGUGUUCUAUCUUACUUUUUUGUUGUCUCCUUAAUACCAAUCAGACUCAAAACUCUGGAGAGCUUUGGGCAUGGAUGUAUGUUCUAAACAACCCUGUGUGUUGCAAUAAUUUGCUGAGGAGUGCAUUUCACAAAUGCCAGAUCACAAAAGGAGUGUUUGUGCUGGCUCCUGUCUGUUCAGACCAAGCUGAUCCAACUUUGAAGUGGCUCAAUUCACAGCCCUCAUGUCUGCAAGCCACUUUGAAGUUUGAAGCUAUCUGAAGUACUGGCUGCCUGGUCUUGCUCCUGAAAUUAGCGGUAGACUUUAGGGAAUAAUUUGAAUCUGGUUUGCUAUGUACUGCCUCCAGCUUCAUUCCAACAAUUAACUUCGUCUAUGGUAUUUGAAUUUUACAAGCAAGUGCAUUUAGUCACCUGGAUUUUUACACUCGAGUUUGUGUUUAGCCCUGAUAGAAACUGGUUAAUGGAACAUUCAUUGGUAAACCAGUUCCCUGAUUGCACCCUGAUUUUAAUUUGUCAUCUUGAGAUUUGGUUAAGGGCUCUUCUAAACUGUAUGUUAUGUAUCCCAGAAUUCAUCUUCAAACUUUGUUGAUUGAGUUGAGGUUGCAGAGACUGUUGGAUAGGGGAAAUCAGCCAGAGCUUCACUCCUGAUCACUCAGUACUUACUCCUAUUGAACAUACAUCUGCUGGAUGUCAGAACCCACUACUGCUUUGUCCCCAUCUGUAGACUCAAUGGACAUUCGUGCAAAUGGUAUUAUUCUGAAAUACAAAUAGCAUUUGUAAAACAUCCAACACUAGAGCCUCUGGGAAAGGAGGGAGGAAAAAAAUGUCCUUACUAAUGCUGAAUUCAAAAUUGUUUUCUUAAUUUGGCUGUUCAUUCAGAUUAGAAUCUUGCACCCUGUGUUGCCUAGGGCUUGGAGGCAGAGAAUUUGUAAACCAGAUUACUAACUUCUAAGAAGACUGCAUUUUGCAUUUUUACAGUUUUCAUUUAGGAAUGGAAAUGGGAGCCAAAUGUCUCCCAGAGUGGAAUGAGUCUGGGCUAGUCCAGUAAUUAUCCUCCGUCCUCUUUUGGAAAUAAUGUAUUCAAGACUUUGAAAGUUAUUUUUUCACCACCCAUGCCCAAAUCCUCUAUCCACCAGGAAUAAAAUUCCUGUACCGGUUUCUGCUGGUAGUCCAACUACAUAAAGCAAAAUGUAGUUCUCAUAAAGAAGAAACCUGUCACCAACUGCAAAGUUCUAACUGCCCUUUUGCAAGUGAAAAUGAGGAUUAAGCCUCCAGUUCCUUUUUUAAUGUGCCAUAUUAUUUUACUCUAAUAUGCCCAGUUUUAUUGUGACUGUAAACUUUUCAGCUUUGGUACGUGUGUUGAGAAGUAAUGAAUUUUUGUAUUAAGGAGUGGGGAGGGGAAAAAUAGGAAUUACCAUGGGUGCCUUUUUGUAAAAUUGGUGGUCACUUUCCUUGUCGAGGUGUGAUCAAUCCACUGAGAAAAGACGACAGGGAGAUGCUUGAACCUCCACUGUGGUCAUUUAUUUCCUUUUGACCUUUAUGACUUUUAAGUUAUACAAUGAAAGUGACACACCAACACCAUUAUCAUUGCAAUAUGAUGCCUCAUCCAGAGUCCAUUGGAAUAUAGCAAUAUGCCAUUGUCACAAUACAUCUUUUUGCAAUGUGGUUGUGCUGUAGCCAAUUACAAAUUCUAUUAUCUCCCCAUCUGCCCCACCAAAAUUACCAAAUAAUCUAAUCUUUGCCACGAGCCUGUUUUUGGAUUAAGUCUUGGCUGCCGCAUGUCACGGUUUCCAAGAGACCAAAACGUGGUGAUGCCUUAACCUCGUUGCGGUAGUCAGGUCAAUAGAUGGAAAUUGUGUUUUUUAAAAAUAUUAGCUUGCUUCUUUAAAAGAGGGAUCUUUAAAUGGAAGGAUUUCCUGCUGAAUAUUUGCCAGCUGAAGCUGAUUUGGGACUCUGGUGGAGAGGAGGAAAAUGGGUGAUACAGCAGCACCCUACUGAAGGUCCAGACACAUUCAUCUAUUUCCCUGUCAUGGGGAUACAGAGCACUUUGAGAAAAGUGAGUGUAAUCAACUUAGCAACUUAGACAAAUUAUGACUUUUGAUUAAUAUUCAUUACCCAUAUGACGAGUACAAUCUGAUGGGCUAAUAAACUUGGUUGUCGCUCCCAUGUGAGCGUGAGAGGCUGUUAUAGGCCUCAAAGGAUAAUAAUUGUACUUUUAACCAAGUACACUUAGAUUCUACAAGAUUGUCUGUUUGUGUAACAUUUAUUGUAAAAGCUUUAUUUGAUAGAAAUAUAUAUGAAAAAAAUCCAUAUUGCCAUUUCUAGCUUUAUCUUGACAGUGGGCAUCAGUCAACUUGAUUUUAAAGUAUUCAGCAUGUUCAACUUAUUCUGCAAUUAGCAUUACAAUGGUAAUUUUUUUCAGAGCAAUGUUUGCAGCAAAAUACAAAGCUUAUUGGUUUGGAUAAAGUUUCUUGAUGGCCAGUGACAUUGAACAGUGGGUUAUGUUUGUCCAAGCUCCAUUGAUGAAGGGGAAUAAUGAUUAAUGAUACUUGUUUUCCCAUCAAUGCAAAAUGGUUACAAUAAAUUAACAGUAGUGUUGUGCGAGCAUCAUGAGGCUACAUAAGCAUUGAUAGAAUUGACCAUGCACCUUGGAAGGUUCCAGGGUCCAUUCUUGGGCAACAGCAAAUUGACUGCUCAACCAGGUCAGAUGUUUGGAGCAUCAAGCCUGUAGUUAAUUUGAGCGUUGGUCAUUGUUCAUUUGUCUUCAGUGCUUUGCGCACGUCCUGCUGGGCAUGUUAGCAUCAUAGAUUUUAGGGUAAGAAAUGAGAACGCUGUGCUCCAGUAUCUGAUGCUGCCAUGUGUUUGUUGACAAUCAUGGCAUCUAGAUUCAUGGCAUGUUGACUUGCCAUUUAGGUUGAAGUACUAUUGUGACCAGAGAAAGAAACUUUGUGUAGAUUUCCAGACUUCCAGUUAUCUUUAAAUGUAGCCCUGCUGUGAAGUUUUCUAGGUGUUGGCCUGGAAAUGCUUUGUCUUCAUUAGUAGUUGUGCCUAGUGAUUUAGCACUCAUCCUAGUGCAGAGCAGAAAGAGUUGUGCUUACAAUAUGGAGACUGGUGUUAAGAUUGAGCUAAGACUUGAAGGAAAUUCUAACCAAUUCCUCAAUGGAAGUGGGGCAAUGGAAACUCAUUAUUCUUGAAAUGUGGCAGUGGAGAUUGGGAAACUUUAAUUCAAUCUUUCCUUAACCAGCCGUGUCACGACUCUCUCUGACUGGGUGUUUGUUGACACCACUGUCAGCUAAUGAGUUGGAGUGAGGCAAGACUUGCAGCCAACAUUUAGCAGUCGGCAGAGUCUGUUUUAAAGCAACCAUUAUGAACUAAUGGGAGUAAAAUUGGCCAACAGCAUACUGCAGUUUCGCUGGAUUAAAAACAUGAUUUAUUUCUCCAGAAAUGUGUGGAAGAUAUUUGCAGAAUCCAAAUGAUGAUGUGCAUGAAACUAAUUCCAUUUGCCCAAGUAUGGUGCUCUCCAGACAUGAUUGAUGGAAAAAUCUUUUAAUAAUUUCCAUUCUGUUGGCAUAGCGGUUCCUGUACGCAGCCAUCUCCAGGCUAGAAAGGAGGUCUCUGCUGUCAGAACCGUCCCAGAAACAGGAGUUUCACAACUUUGAAAACACUGCCUAUCCAUGUUGAAGGGAAUCAGUUUCUGCUCAAGUCAAUGUUUUAGAAAGGAACACCGCAUUUUUCAUUCCAUUCUUCUCUUAGACCCCAAAAAGAAAUGUCCCCUCAUCGGCUGGGAGAGCAGGAUCCAGACAUGGAAUACCUUUGAAUGGUGCUCAGUGAUUGGCUGAGGGAAGAUGUUCUCCUCAAUCACCCCCUUCUGUCUUUUUAUAACUAAAGCAAGACGAAAAAUGUUAACUUUGCUUUAAAACUGUCUCUCGCAAGCUGCUGAAAUCUCACUGCGUUGAUUCAAUGUGAGAAUACUCAGUAUUAACUAAUCUUCUAUCAAUAGGUGUACAAAAUCAGUGCUGUCUGUUGAGAGUUUUACCCUGCCUGAAGAUAACUUUGGGGGAGGGGGAGAGGGAGAGAAUGUGAUAGAAUAUUAUUGAGUUGGAGGGUAAUCUAAUCAUGCAUUUUGUAGCGAAACAUUUGUCCCAUGGUUAAAAAGCUUUGGUUAUGUGGAAGUUAUUGCAAGAGCAAUUGUUGCAUUAAAUGUUUGUAUGUUAGAGUGCCAGUACUUUUUUUGCUGGGAGAGAUCAGUGCAUUGAAAAUAACACUGCUGCCACGGCUUUGUGUCUGUCUGUUAGCGUAUGAGAUAGUGGUUGACACCCCAAUCCUGCAGCAGUUAAGAUGCUGCAGUAUGAGAAGUGAUAACUUUGAGAAUAAGCUUUAGCCAAGGUGCCACCUGCACUGCCAGGUAGUUGUCAGUAUUAAGACAUUAUUUUUGAAAAACAGCAGGGGAAUACCUUCUGGUGUCCUGUCCAAUAAUUAUCACUCAAGUCAUUUAAAUAACAUUUUAAAAUUAAGUCUAGUCACCUCACAAUUUAUGACGAUUUGCUGUGUGCAAGUUCCUUGGUUUCCUUUAUUGCAAUGUUGGCUAUGCUUAAUGGGUAUUUCAUUGGCAGUACCAUGUUUUCAGAUGUCCUGAAAUAGUGACAGGUACUAAGUAAUUGUACAUUUUUUGUAGAUUUUAUUUUUAAACGAGGUUUCUUCCUGUCCUGUCAUGGGUUCUGUUUACCUUGCUGCAUCUGACAGGUCUGUCUUUGCAAUCCUGCAUGUAAACAUGGUUACUGCCCUGACAGGCUUCCAUAUUGACCAGACAUACUGAUAAUGUCAGACUGUUCGGCUGAUCAGCAUUGCUCCAGUUGGAGAUUGAUCUCUGUCAGCCUGCUCCAUCUAUAAUUAGAUGCUCCUGAGGUAUUGCUCAUAGAAUUGAAAUUUAAAAAUGAUCCUUCUCCCUGUCCCUCCCUCGCUGCAUUAAUUUGGCUUUUUUGUGGCUGGUACAAGCCAGUCAGUUCAUUUGGUUUGGCACUUAUGACACAAUCCAAGGCCGUUUGGAGCAGUUCAUUGGCAAGCAUGCCAAUAUUGGGUUCCACACAUAGGAACAGGAGUAAACCAUUUAUCCCUCACAUUUAUCUCAUCUCUCACCAUAAUCUUCGUUUUUUUUGUCUCCUUCCUGUAAUCUAGCUUCCUGUUAAAUGUGCAUUGAUAAAUGAACAUUGCAGGAUUGCAAUUAAAAGCUUAAGUUUUUUAAUUCUCAGUCAGCGGAUAGAUAAACCAAAGCCUGCUAGGGCCCCAUCUAACUGAGUAAAAGGUAAAACAAUGACUGCAGAUGCUGGAAACCAGAGUCUAGAUUAGAGUGGUGCUGGAAAAGCACAGCAGUUCAGGCAGCAUCCGAGGAGCAGGAAAAUUGACGUUUCGGGCAAAAGCCCUUCAUCGGGAACCCCAUCUAACUGAGUUAACUGUUAGCUCCCAAACAUUUGUAAUUCUAUUAUUUACCCAUAGCUGUAAGUUCCUUACCUGAGACUGAUUACUGAUUGCGUUGUGCCAAACAGAGCAGGACAAAAGGACUAAUUUUUGCAGAUCUAAGUUAAUAAGCUGAUCCCUUUCAUUUUGAAUUGCUGGAUAUCUGAUGGUUUCAAUAACUGAUCAACGUGCUGAAGGAAUGUUUGAACCAGACUAUAGAGCUGUGCUGAUGCAGGCGCCUUUUGGCUGAUUACGGAGUGUGUACUCUUCUGUACAUUAUCAGAAUUUUUCUGAACCAUAGUUCAGCAAGAGCGGAGGCCAGGUGUGCAUGAGGAUAACACUUCAGUCUAACUAGCUGAAACAGUUGGUCAUAUCACUGAACCAGGUGGCUGCUCAGUGUAGGUUAUGAGCAUACUGUGGGCCCAGGUUUGACAGGUAUGUGGUUUUGCAUGUCAGGCAAUUAUACACAUCUGCAAUUGUGGAUUGUGCUGUUUCCAUUUGUUUCAACUGUCUGCAGUUUGCCAAGUCACUUACUCAGAUCUCUUGGGCAAACUCUUGAUCAGUAUGUAAGGUUAAAUGAAAUGCUCUGGAUGCUUAGAUCCAAUGAUACUGUAUUGUUUAAACUCAGUUGGUAGGUUAUCAUGGAUCAGUUUAGUAAUAGGAAAUCUGAAGAAAAUUUGGUUGUACCUGAUUGUGUGACACAAAAAUGAACUGAAGUUGCGAAGGAUGUAAAGAGUAGUUACACUGAGGGAAUGAUGCAUUGUUCAGGUACAUUUUAACUCGACCAUGACAUUCCAUGAGACAGGAGUGUUUCAGGAGAGUUUCCCUCCAAUUGUUUUCAUCCCUUCAGUGUUCGGUAGAACUCUCAUCCCCUUUAUGGUAGAUGCAUGUUCUUCUUGAGACUUUCCACAGUGCCUGAGACCCUAACGGAAUCGGGUUGUGCAUCCUGGAGUUGAUUGAGCAUGACCUUAAGCUUGAAUGGUUCUGGUAGGAACUCUCUAAAGAACUCCACUUGGUGUUAGAAGGGUGCAUCAGUUUACCUGGCUGUGUAAAUCCUCCCACCUCAAAUUUGGAUCAGGGGUUUAAUUCAUUUCUGUUCACUGGUCCCUGGAAAUUGAGGCUGGUAGUAUUAUCGCAGUUUGCAUCAUGGUACAGUCUAUGUUCAUAACAUACAGGUUUAUAACCUGUGACAUGGUGCUCUUGUUUCAUCUUAGGAAUUCAAGACCCAAGAUUGAAUCAAAUAUUGGAAAAGGACCAGCAAUACAUAUUAUUAGGUUUACUAGGUAUCAUAGGGACACAUACAUUCUGUGGGGCAUUUUCAAUCUCCUCCAUGGGGCUAAUUAACCAUUACCAUUCAAAUAUGCCAGAAGUGUGUUUUGGGCAAUUGUAAGUAUUAAAGAUGGUAAAUCCGCUAACAAGGUUAUUGUACAUAUGCUUUUUUUUCUAAAGUGAGCAGAGUUGGUUCUGGCUAGAAAGGUAAAAGUUCAGACUCAUUGCAUUUUGGGAAAGUUGAUCUCCCUUUUGAGAAUUUUUACUCCAGGGUUGUGAAGACUGGAAACACAUUCUCAGAAGGAAGAAUAAACAGGGUUUUACUGGCAAUUGUUGGGGCCAAGUAACAUGUUUCUAGAAAAUCCAUAUUAUUUACUGCACACACUGACUAUGUACUGUUGGGGUUGAACUGUAAGAUUCGUGGUAGGAUCUCAGAGGGGCAAGCAAGCAUUGGGAAGCGGGGUAAGCUAGUUUAACAGAACCUUAUGUGACACACCUUAGGCUUCACAAAUCCAGUUACUAUAUUAACUGGCUGCAUCUCCUGUUUCCCCGUCACUUCAGUGAGACCUUUUCAGGUGUGACUUACUCAGUGCCCAGAUAUAGCUGCAAUCCUCAGUUCCUGAAUUUUGAGGAUGAUAGAUGUUGCUCUGAUAUACCAGCAUAUGAGAGUAUGCACCUCUUCAGUGCAUUGUAAAGGAAAAUAUCUGCUUGGUGUAGUAUUCACAAGACCACAACAAUUCUUCCACGUGACUGUUGCAGAGUUGUUUGGCCAGACUUCUGUACAGUUAUGCCAUGUUCAUGUUUACAACAGAGUACUCUUGCCACCCAUCCAACCAAGAACAUUUUUUUUCUUUAAAUUGGUAAUUAUGCUAUCAGUUUUGUUUAGCUCUGUUUUCCCUUGCCUUUUGCUAAUAUUGUUCAUAUUGUCCAUCCUCUUGUGGCCCACUGAACAGGCUGAAUAUCUCCCGGUGCCUCCUAUUGGGUGGAUCCUGAUCGGCUUGAUCCCCUGAGUGUUCUAGUGGGGUUCACAAAAGCGGUUAAUGUGAAGUAAUUGACGAUGCAUUUGGUGUGCCCUAGGGUACUUUUACUAUUGGCAUCUCCCUAAUCCUCAAAGCAUUGAAAUACAUGUGGAUAUUUUCAGAUUUCAGCUUUGCUUUCAUUAUUAUGUAUCCAUGCACUCUGAAUUAUAUCCAGAUUACUUACUCUCCACUAGCUCAAUUGGAAUAGUUACUCUCUCUGAGCAGGGAGUGCAAGUGGGUAACUAUCAAGAACAGUUGAGGCAUUCCGUUGUGAAACCUGUCUCUGGGAUGAGUGACCACUUUGACAUGAGAGGUAAUGGGUGGUGCAGGGGUUCCAGAGGAUGCUCAAUAUCUUUGUGACUCUAGCCUAGAAGUGAGAGAAACUGGGAAGAAAACUAUCUUGUCUGUUUUAGCUGACAUGUCAUUUGGAGUUGUAGUAAUAAGACAGUGAAUUCAUUCUCUGUCCUGAUCUGUGCACUUUUACUAAUUAGACUUUUUGCUAUUAUUUUUUCUGAGAAUAAGCAAUCAAUGGAUGAGAAUUGUUGCUGAGGUUAUACUGGUGGCAUUUGUUAGCUUUAUACAAAAGACCUGCAGUUACCAGGGUAUCUAUUAACAUCAGGACUGGUGAGGAAUGGCCCAAAUCAUUUUCUGUUCUGUUCAUUUUAAGUCUGUUCAAUUGCCUGAAUCUGAAAAGUUCAGUGUGUUGCAACUGCACCAGAACAAAGUGUAAAAAGACAUAGACCAGAUCUGUCUAAUUUUAAAUCCUGCUUCAGAUGUUGUCUUAUCAAAGCACAACUCGUGAAUUUCCCACAUUUGAUUUAAUUUUCAGAUAUGCUUUUAUUUCUCAAGCAAUGGGAGCACCCAUAGAGUACUUAAAAACAAAUUCUCCUAUAUUAACGCGAAGGUAAAGGACUCGUAUGCAAUGAACUGAGAUUAAUCAUCUUGUUCCCCUUCCCAAUCCUAAAUUGUAAAUAAAAAAAAAACACAAGCUCUGUUGAAAAAUCACUAGAUUUCCAUUGAAUUGUAACAACUGGUGAGUGUGUGGUGUCAACUGUGGCUUAAUAUUAGUUCAUUCCACUCUGGAGACUUGAACGUGAAACCGAGGCUGAGGAACUAGUGCAAUAUCAAGGGAGCGCUGUACACUCAGGAGUGCCAUCACUCUGAUGUCAUGCUGUCUUGCUCCAAAGGAUCCCAUGAAACUUUUCUCUGUACAGAGUCAUUUACCCCAGUGUCCCAGUCAAUGUGUCACCCUCAACCAAUGCUUGAAACAAAUUAUCUGGUCACUUAACUCUCUUAUUGAGCUUGUGUGCAUAUUGGCAGCUGCAUUUCCUAUUUUGCCACAGUGACUACAAUUUAAAACACACUUUUUGUUGACUGUAACAUGCUUUUAGGAUGUUCUGAGGUUGUGAAAGUCGCUAUUGAAAUGAAAGUUAUUUCUUUACCCACUGAAAUGGUGAACAAUCAGCCGACGGUAUUUUGAACAAACAGCGCAUCUCCAGAUUUGUUAUCAGAGGUUUCUGCAGCAUGCCUUGCCAAGUGUUUAAAACAAAAAAAAACCCUGCUAUCAAACACAGCUUGAAAUAUUUGCUGUCUAAAUUCUCAGACACUGGAUUCAGUACAGCUCCUGCAAAAAUCGCCAGGUGUAACAUUUUAAUUUGUUCUUUUGGAGGUUUUGGUUGAAGUUUGUUGCCUCCUUCAGAUGUGCCUCUCAAACCUGUACAAACUGUAAAUAGGAAUUGUCAAAGAAAAGUAUUUAUUAAAAAUGUACAUGAAACUGAA